Suillus bovinus is the source of this 1242-nucleotide messenger RNA. RefSeq names its product DHS-like NAD/FAD-binding domain-containing protein. Lineage: Eukaryota; Fungi; Basidiomycota; Agaricomycetes; Boletales; Suillaceae. The transcript is spliced from 8 exons. The record is from RefSeq and is a predicted model, not a curated record. Bases 64 to 1107 code for a protein of 347 amino acids. Gene Ontology annotation, molecular function: NAD+ binding; histone deacetylase activity, NAD-dependent.
GCGUCCUUUGUCUCCUUCUUUCCUUCUUCCGGUAUCCUUCACAGAACAGUAUUGAGGGGCAGCAUGUCCAAGCCCGGUUACGCUGCAGACCAGAACCCACGAAUCUUAGAGGGAAAUGAUCUCAAGGCGCUUGCGAAAUAUAUGAAGUCGGAUAGCUGUCAGAAUGUUUUCCUUAUGCUUGGGGCUGGUGUGAGUACAUCUGCUGGUAUACCGGACUUCAGAUCACCUGGUACAGGAUUAUACGCCAAUCUCGCACGGCUGAAUCUCCCAUUUCCGGAGGCGGUAUUCGAGAUAGGGUUCUUUAAGAAAAACCCGAUACCCUUCUAUACAUUAGCAAAGGAACUAUAUCCAGGGCGCUUCCGACCUACGCACACGCACAGCUUUAUAACACUCCUCCAUUCACAUUCCCUGUUGCACACAUGUUUCACUCAGAACAUAGACACGCUCGAGCGGCGUGCAGGAGUGCCGGCGCAUAAGAUCAUCGAGGCACACGGGAGCUUCGCCACGCAGCGGUGCAUUGAUUGUAAAACGCCCUUUGAUGCAGAUAAGAUAAAGAAGGCGGUGUUGAGCGAGGAGAUAGAGAUUCCGAGGUGUGAACGGAGGAGGUGCAAGGGCCUAGUGAAACCAGAUAUUGUCUUCUUCGGUGAAGGGCUUCCCGAUCAGUUCCACAAGUCUAUCCGCAAUCUGCGAAAAGCGGAUUUAUUGAUUGUAUUAGGAACAUCGCUGACCGUGCACCCAUUUGCCUCUCUUGUGGACCUUGUGCCGAACGACUGCCCUCGAGUGCUGAUUAAUCUCGAUGAGGUGGGCGACUUUAACAAGCCAGACGAUGUGUUAUUCCUCGGAAAAUGUGACGAUAUUGUACGAGAGCUAUGCAAAGAACUUGGAUGGGAGGAGGAGCUCGAUGCCGCUUGGGAGAAGACGAAGGAUAGCUUGGAUGCUGAUAAACAAGAGCGAGAGCUAGAACCAGAACCAGAGGAAUCAACAGAGGAUGAGGUGGAAAAGAUCACCAAGAAUCUAGAGCAGGCGCUCAAAGUCAAUGACAAGAACGAUGAAAAACAGCCUUCAUCGAAGGUCAGUGAUGUGGUUCAACCAGAAUUAGUUGAAUAGGACUAGACGAGCCCUGCACAGUUCUAAAGAGGAAAUUUGUAGUGCGUCGAAGUGAUGGAGACCUGUUGUGUGUGUACGUGCAUGUGGAUUUGUGCUUCAAAUAUUAAAUGAAGUGUAUAUUGUGGGCAACGCUAC